Puma concolor (puma) is the source of this 1164-nucleotide messenger RNA. NCBI's taxonomy places the organism in Eukaryota, Metazoa, Chordata, Mammalia, Carnivora, Felidae. The record is from RefSeq and is a predicted model, not a curated record.
GCACAGCUUGGAGAUUUGUGAUGCACAAUAGCACAUUGAAGGCUCUGGGAAGAGGAAAGGCUCUGAAGAGAGUUUACUCCCAAGUGGUAACAUCUGGAAGCAGCGAUCUGCACCUUCCUCCCACCCAGUACCUCCAGAGCUUGGAGCUGGAGAGUCUCCAGGCAAAGCUUCCCCGGUACCUACGGAACCUGUUCAGCCAUGAUGCCGAUGUCCUGGUGUGGCACGCCCUCCUCCUGCCUGAGAAGCCACCCUACAACCUCAAGGCUUUCCACCUGCGCAUCAACUUCCCUGAGGACUAUCCGUUCAAGCCCCCUACGGUGACAUUCACCACCAGGAUCUACCACCCCAACGUGGGCCACAAUGGAGAGGUUUGCCUGCCCAUCAUCAGCAAGGAGAACUGGAGUCCUUACACCAAGACCUGCCAAGUCUUGGAGGCCCUCAACGUGCUGGUGAACAGACCAGACCUGGGGCAGCCGGUCCGGUUGGAGCUCGCAGACCUACUGAAGCAAGAUCCGGAGCUGUUCCACAGGGAGGCCAGGGAGUUCACCCUCAAGUAUGGAGUCGACCGGCCCUCCUAACUGGUUCUGACCCCUCUCUUUGCUGGAUCCUCUCUGUGUGACGGGCGGACAUUUCAUGGAAGCUGUGGGGGGCCGGGGGGGGUGCGGCUGGAGCCUCCUGUCAUUUGUUGCAUGUUUUCCUUCUUAAGUAGCUAGUCAUUAGCCUGUGUGUGUGUGUGUGAGCAUGUGUGUGUGUGUGUGUGUGUGUGUGUGGCAUGGACCCAUUCCCACGUUCACCUGGCCACAGUGUGCUUUUCCUGCUCUUUCUCUGCCCCAGAGGCAGACGAGUUCACGUUUGUGCAAUUACAGGCCAGCUCUCCAGGGCUCCGUGCUCUCACAGACACAGGUUGCCUUCAGGCCAGCUGGCAGGAAAUGAACCUAGGAGCCGCCUCGCAUCCCCCUAGGGCCCAGGCAGAGGGGCAGAGGGGAUGUGAGGAGUAUGGAGGGGGGGCAGGGCACUUGGAGAGAAUCAUAUUUACACUUGAGUGAUUUGUUUAUUAUUUGAAGUCAGCCAGACUGCUAAUAGGUACUUCAUGUCUAGAUUUAUGCGCGAAACCUUUCCUUUUCCCCUGAUGAAUCAUGAAGUGAAGAAUCUAAUCUCUAUCCA